CAAUCUUAGCUGGCAACACUGAAAAAUUACAAACAAUAUGAGGAGAAGUUGAAAAUACAUAAUAACGUAUUAGUUUUCUGUAAUAAGAAUCAUCAUGAAUCUUUGAAAAAUAUUUUUUGCUUCAUUAACACUUUUCAGUUUCCAAUUCGAAACAUCAGUGUUAGAAAAUAAUGGCUCAAACUGAUGCAACAUAUUCUACAGCAACUGCUGGGAGCCAUGCACAAACUGAAGCUCAUCAGAUGUUGGAAACAUUUUGGCAGAGAGCAAUGGAUGAAAUUCGCAAUAUGGGACCUAAUGAUUUCAAAAAUCAAGAGCUCCCUCUUGCAAGAAUUAAGAAAAUUAUGAAAUUAGAUGAUGAAGUAAAGGUAAUUUUAUUAUUUGACAAUUUAAGUAUGCUAACUGCUUUUCAUUACUGUAGUGAUUUAACUAUGGAAGUAGUGUGUUGUCUAAAUGGGUUGUCUAAAGCAACAAAUUGUGCCAGGACACGGAAGUUGGAAAUUGCCUAUCAACUUUUCAAAGACAUUUACAACAAAAAAUCAAUCUCCAUUAAUGCAAAAAUUAGACAUUAUAACGCAGUGAUAAAACCGCAAGCACUUUAUGCAGCAGAAGGUAUUGCUACUCUUAAAAUGGGAGAAAUAGAAAAUAUGGAGAAAAAAGAGAGGAAGAUCCUUCGAAAAAUUCUGGGGCCAAAAAUAGAUGAACAUGGUAACUACGUGCUAAGGAGCAAUAAAGAGCUUUAUCAAAAAAUCCCAAGACUCUCGGAUACAAUUCGGAGAAGGCGAGUAAGCUUCUUUGGGCAUAUAAAGAGAAUGGGGGAAAAUAGGCUAACGAAACAAAUUUUUAUGUAUUUCAACAACCUAAAGAAUAAGAAUCAAUGGAUCAAUGAUACUCAAAAAGACAUGGCAGAAAUGGACAUAUUGGAAGAAGAUAUCCAGAACAGGGAAAGGUUUAGAAACAAAAUAAAGAACUUCAAGGGUUUUCAGGAAAAGGAAAAUAACAGACGUGGAAAACUCUUCACUCAGGAGCAAAGACAACAGCAAAGCGAGAGAUUGAAGAGGUAUUGGAAAGAAAGGAAGAAGAACAAAGGGAAGGGAAGAGGGAAAAAAAUGAUAGAAGAUGAAAGAAAUGAUAUUGCAAUGGCCAUCACUAAAUAUGAUCAAUUUGAUUUUUUAAUUGACAUUGUACCAAGAGAUGAGUUAAAACCUACUAAACGCCAAGAUGAAAAUAUUCGUACAACAACAAUGCAUCCGGAUCAAGUACAGUAUUAUUUUCAGUUAGCCCAACAGCAUCAAGCAGCUCUUCAACAACAAACAACUAAUGUAACCAGUGGAAGUAAUCAACAAGCACAGAAUCAGUUACAAACAACUCCUCAGAUACAAAUUGUGCAAAGUGGAACUGGCAUCCAAGCAGUAGCUACAACUCCUAUGACAGUUCAAACAGCUUCGCCUACAUUUUCUGGCCCAUCAAUUGUACAAGUACAAACGGUAAAUGGAAAUUACAUUUUAAGACAUUAUAAUGCAGUGAUAAAACCACAAGCACUUUAUGCAGCAGAAGGUAUUGCUACUCUUAAAAUGGGAGAAAUAGAAAAUAUGGAGAAAAAAGAGAGGAAGAUCCUUCGGAAAAUUCUGGGGCCAAAAAUAGAUGAACAUGGUAACUACGUGCUAAGGAGCAAUAAAGAGCUUUAUCAAAAAAUCCCAAGACUCUCGGAUACAAUUCGGAGAAGGCGAGUAAGCUUCUUUGGGCAUAUAAAGAGAAUGGGGGAAAAUAGGCUAACGAAACAAAUUUUUAUGUAUUUCAACAACCUAAAGAAUAAGAAUCAAUGGAUCAAUGACACUCAAAAAGACAUGGCAGAAAUGGGCAUAUUGGAAGAAGAUAUCCAGAACAGGGAAAGGUUUAGAAACAAAAUAAAGAACUUCAAGGGUUUUCAGGAAAAGGAAAAUAACAGACGUGGAAGACUCUUCACUCAGGAGCAAAGACAACAGCAGAGCGAGAGAAUGAAGAGAUUCUUGUUAAUGUCACAGAUACAAAUUGUGCAAAGUGGAACUGGCAUCCAAGCAGUAGCUACAACUCCUAUGACAGUUCAAACAGCUUCGCCUACAUUUUCUGGCCCAUCAAUUGUACAAGUACAAACGGUUGCUAGUGAUACUUCUCAACAACAAACAUCAGGACAAGGUCAAGCAACUCCUUCACAGGUUCAAGUUCAAGUUCAGCCUACAGUACAGGCUGCAACUGCUUCUCAAGUAUUGCAACUUCAACAACCUGUACAAGCUGGACAAGUUCAACAAGCUGGUGGUAUACAAAUUGUACAACAAGUUAUUAAUAGUAAUGGAGAAAUUCAACAAAUACCAAUCCAACUAACACCAAAUCAGUUACAAUUAAUUCGAAUGCAAAUGCAAGGUCAGAACCAAGGACAGCCCAUAAUUCUUCAAGCUGCUCCAUUAUCUCAAGCAGCUGCAUCUGCAGUUCAGCAAACUGCUACACAGACCGUAUAUCAGAUUCAACAGGUCCCUCAAGCACCUGGUCAAGUUACUGCUACAACUGCCACACCCGUUUUCCUAACUCCAGCUGCUGGGAACACCACAGCUGCUGUGCAAAUACAAGCUGCAACUAUAGCACAGCAGGAACAUCAGGCAACAACAACUGUAGAUGAUGACCAGCAACAGUCAUAGGGUUGAUGCUUUGCUCCAUCGGCUUUCAAGGACCAAUAUAUCAUAUAAUAAAUUUUAGUUUAUAGAUUCUGAUUAGAAUAUCAAUUCAUUCUGAGUAGUGACAUCUUUCAUAUUUUGCAUUCCAUAUUCACAGAUUUUCAUAUCAUGGAUUGUUUGAUGUGUGUGUCAGUUGAAGUAAAACUUAUAUGCAGAUUACAAUGGUAAUGAGUUAAACUAAAUUGUCCCUAUGAGGGAACUAUGUCAAUGUGAUAAUGACAUUUUAAAUAACACUCAGAAAAAUUUAAAACACUUCUUGUUUUUAAAUAAAUGUUAUUUGAAUCUCCAUUUUUGAUUUCAAUUUACUCAAACCAUGCUUCUUAUAUUCAAAUUACUCAUAUGAUUAAUAAUUGUUAACACCAAUUUUCAAAACAUCAUCAUUGGAAUGACUUCUCUCUAAAAGAGAAGUUUAUCCAUUUUGAAAGCAAUGAGAGAGUAUAACAUGUAAAAUGAAAAAAAAAAAAAAUGGUACAAACUAUUCUGGAUCAAAUUCUUAUUAUAGAAAGUUUUAAAUAUUCUACAGUUUUGUCUCAUUCCUAA
Centruroides sculpturatus (bark scorpion) is the source of this 3245-nucleotide messenger RNA. RefSeq lists its product as uncharacterized. The record is from RefSeq and is a predicted model, not a curated record. Lineage: Eukaryota; Metazoa; Arthropoda; Arachnida; Scorpiones; Buthidae. Gene Ontology annotation, cellular component: CCAAT-binding factor complex; nucleus. The transcript has 14 exons. Bases 171 to 2669 code for a protein of 832 amino acids. Gene Ontology annotation, biological process: regulation of DNA-templated transcription. Gene Ontology annotation, molecular function: protein heterodimerization activity; DNA-binding transcription activator activity, RNA polymerase II-specific.